AUGUUUGCUGGUGGUAGGUUUGGGAUAGGAAAGGUUAUAAAGCCAUUUAGCGUAUUAACAUUUCUUCCAUAUGGGCAAGGUCCUCUUAGUGGAUUAUUACAGUUUCUAGUAAUAUGUUUCUUUUGGUGA
Molecule: messenger RNA, 129 nt
Organism: Funneliformis caledonium
Lineage: Eukaryota; Fungi; Glomeromycota; Glomeromycetes; Glomerales; Glomeraceae
Source: the annotation of a GenBank genome assembly